Messenger RNA from Nymphaea colorata (pocket water lily), 423 nucleotides. RefSeq lists its product as uncharacterized. Lineage: Eukaryota; Viridiplantae; Streptophyta; Magnoliopsida; Nymphaeales; Nymphaeaceae. The record is from RefSeq and is a predicted model, not a curated record. The transcript has a single exon. Bases 1 to 423 code for a protein of 140 amino acids.
AUGACGCCGGAGUGUGGGCACCGGUCUGAAUCCAUCCCGACGAGCCGGAGGUUAAAAUCUCGCUUCGCCGAGGUCGCCGGCGGCACGGCCGCGGAGUGCGCGGCGGUGGUCUGUUGCUGUCCGUGCGGGCUCGCGAGCCUCGUGGUGCUGACGAUGGUGAGGUUGCCGGCAGGGCUAUGCCGGAGGGCCCUCAGGAGGAGGAAGAAGAGGGGGGUCGCGGGAAAGAAGAGGCCGGGACUCCUGCACGAGCGCAAGCGAGACGAGUCCGCUCCUCCCCAAGUCCAUCCCGCACCGUCGGAGUCCGAGUCCGACGGCGAGUGUCCGGAUGUGCCAACGGCGACCGACGACGAGUGGCAAAUGGACGAGGAGAUGUUGGGGAAGCUCUAUGCCGGAUUUUGGAGGAGCCCUUCAGAAAGAGAAUGA